AUGUGUGGCAUUCUCGCCCUUAUUCUAGGCCACAUUGGCGACGACCCGAGAGCACCGUGUAAGGCGGCUGCAGAGCUUCACAAUGCACUUUACUUUCUCCAACACCGAGGACAAGAUGCUUGUGGAAUAGCCACAUGUGCUGCUGGAGGUCGUAUCUACCAGUGUAAAGGAAAUGGUAUGGCAGCCGAUGUUUUCAGCUCAAAUGGUAACCGUGUGAGCCAAUUACCUGGUUCUAUGGGAGUCGCGCAUCUGAGGUACCCUACUGCUGGAACUUCGUCGUCUGCAGAAGCACAGCCGUUCUACGUCAACUCGCCCUAUGGCAUCCUCUUCGCGCACAAUGGAAACCUGGUCAACGCCUCGGAGCUUCGCGAGUUUCUUGAUAAAGAAGCCCAUAGGCAUAUCAACACAGACAGCGAUAGUGAGCUGAUGCUCAAUAUUUUUGCGAACGAGCUCAAUGAGACUGGCAAAGCCAGAGUCAACUAUGAAGACAUCUUUGAGGCACUCGCAAGAACCUAUUCGCGCUGUAUAGGCGGGUGGGCCUGCACAGCAAUGAUUGCCGGCUACGGUAUCCUCGCAUUUCGCGAUAGCAACGGUAUUCGACCACUCAUCAUGGGCGAGCGGCCUUCUGAUACACUACCUGGUGCAACGGAUUAUAUGUUGGCGUCAGAGUCGAUUGCACUGAGGCAGUUGGGCUUCACGAAGAUGCGUGACAUCAAACCUGGUGAGGCAGUCUUCAUUCCUAAAGGAAAGGAGCCCGUUUUCCGUCAAGUCGAGAAGUCAAAGUCUUACAGUCCUGACAUCUUCGAAUACGUAUACUUUGCCAGGCCGGACACAACAAUUGACGGUAUCAAUGUCUUCAAGAGCCGACAACUUAUGGGUUACAAGCUUGCAGACAAGAUCCGCCAGAUCUUAGGCGAGGAAGGCAUCAAGGAAAUCGAUGCUGUCAUCCCUAUUCCUGAAACUGCCAACACGUCAGCAGCUUCCGUGGCAGAAAGCUUGAGGAAACCAUAUUCCCAGGGCUUCGUUAAGAACAGAUAUGUGUUCCGAACCUUCAUUAUGCCAGGUCAAAGCCAGCGACAGAAGGGUGUGAGAAGGAAGCUGAGUGCUAUCGAAUCUGAAUUCCAAGGGCGCACUGUUCUACUCAUCGAUGACUCGAUCGUUCGCGGUACAACUAGCAAGGAGAUCGUUGUUAUGGCCAGAGAAGCUGGCGCAAAGAAAGUCAUCUUUGCCAGUUGCUCGCCAAUGAUUAUGUAUCCUCACAUCUACGGAAUCGAUUUAGCAAGCCCUGCCGAGCUCAUUGCCUCGGACCGUGACCGUGCUGCCAUUGCCAAGAUUAUUGAUGCGGACGAUGUCAUAUUUCAGGACCUUGACGAUUUGAAGGCAGCAUGUGCUGAGUGUUCCCCAGAGCAUGGCCCGAAAGAGUUCGAAGUCGGAGUGUUCUGCGGUAGUUACGUUACACCUGUGCCCACCGGGUAUUUCGAACACUUGGUAGAGCUCCGAGGAAAGAAGCAAAAGCCAGCGCCUACUUCAAACUCAAAGACCAUAGCCAGCAGUGGACCUGCUCUUGUUGGUGGCGAGCACGGUGCAGUCUCCAACGGAGAAGCAAUUCAAGAUGCGGAACACUUGAGAAGCACCAUCGCAUCACCUCUUGUUCGGGAAGAUAUCAGUCUACACAAUUUUGCGUCUGAUUCAGACAGAAGAUAG
Molecule: messenger RNA, 1704 nt
Organism: Truncatella angustata
Lineage: Eukaryota; Fungi; Ascomycota; Sordariomycetes; Amphisphaeriales; Sporocadaceae
Product: amidophosphoribosyltransferase
Exons: 8
Coding region: 1-1704 (567 amino acids)
Biological process (GO): purine nucleotide biosynthetic process; purine nucleobase biosynthetic process
Cellular component (GO): cytoplasm
Molecular function (GO): amidophosphoribosyltransferase activity
Source: RefSeq, a predicted model, not a curated record